AUGCCACAAUGCUGGGGGAUUUCUUCAAAAGAAUCAACAUCACACAGAAAAGAGAUAUCCCGUCUCAUAAGUAGAUCGCAAGAGGUUGGGGGACUCUUCCCCAGCUACAAGGGUAUGGAUGCAUUUGUUGUAAAAACAAAAAGGCAACAACCAAUUAAGAUAAAUAAAGAGGAAAAAAAGAAAAAACUGAAACAAGUUACAAUUGAAGCAUUGCCUAGAGUUGUGGUUGUUGAAGAUAUUGAAAGACUAUCACUUAUUUUACAAAACAGCAAUGAUGCUGCUGCACUUCAUAAUGCUCUUGAAGAGCUUUCCAAGGUGAAGCCAUCAAAGGAAAUUUUAUUAAAAACCAAGAUAGGACAUAUAGUAAACAAAUUGAGGAAACAUGAAGAUUCUUCUGUUCAAAAAGUUUCAAGACAGCUUUUCCAUGACUGGAAAAAGUUUUAUAAGGAACAAAGAUGUCGACCAGUUAUUGAAGUAAGGAGUGAUGCAAAAUCAGAACUGACAAGAAUGAAAGCAAGGAAACUGAUAGCAGGUGCUGUUGGUAUGGAGGUGACCCAUAACAUUCCAGAAAUGAUUGAAAGAGAAGUAUUCAAAAAUGCCAAUAGAAAAAUAGAUGUUAAUUACAAAAGAAGAAUUCGUAAACUUGUUUUUGACUUGAGGAAUAAGCAAGGUGACUAUGAUAAGUUUUUUGGUGAUAAAAAACUGAAUUCAAACCAAGAUGGAGCUUUAACAGAUCAAACUAGUUGAAUACUUAGUUUUGUACUUCAAACGUAGUAGUUUAUUUUAUAUUUCUACAAAUUUCAAGAUAAAGAAUAAUUGUAAAAAACCAUGAGAUAAAUUAUGUUACUUAUUUGCGUAAAGACACUUUGUUAUUCUUUAGUUUUGUUAUUUUAAUCUUGUUUGUUUUUCCAAAAGCUAAAAAUUUUUGUUAGUUUGUUGUCGUUUUUAAUAUGAUUGUAUAUAUCUUUGUUGCGUUAGGAAAUACAAUUCCAAUUUCCAAAGACUGAAAUAUUUCGAGAUUUUUUUGUUGUGUUUUAGCAAUUUGCACAAUCUAAAAAUCCUUACAAUGAUUAUUAGUUAACAAUCUUUUGGUGGUACAAAACUUGUAAAUGGCUUUGAAAAAAGCAAACAUUUAGUAAACUAAAGCUUUUCGUCUGACACUCUUCAGAGUUUAAAACGUCAGAACAUAGAUCGAAAACUCUACGCUUAGAAAUAUAUAUACCCAGUUGUGGAUCGAAAUAUUAUUAGUUAGUUUCAUUGUUAUGAAAUAUAAUCAUUCUAAACUAUCUAUCAUCAUAUCAACAUAAGAAUCCAUUUGAUAUUGUUUCUUCAGUUUCUGGUCUUAAACUAUUCCAUGGAAUCAAGGUAUUCGAUACCCGAUGAGUUGAAUUGCUUUUCUAUAGAGGAUCAAAAUGGACGGCAUUUUUAGCAUAUAUGACUAGGCAUAACACGUAGCAUGGCAUACGGCAUACCACAUAUCAUUAACGAUUAGUCUAAUAAAAGUAAAUUAAGUUUAUUUAUUAUUGAAAUGUUCUUUUACUACCGAAUUGGUGUUUCCUAAAUUUAAGCUCAAAAUAUCGUUAGCAAUUAUCCUUUUGUUGGAGUUAAUCAUAACCUUCACUUUUAAACUAACAUUUUGAAUGGCUACUCGAUUUUUUUUCCUGAAAAUAAUAUUUUCGAUGCGUAGGAUAAUAAAGAAAUGGAAUUGAUUUUAAAAGGAAGAAAGUUGCCUGCAUACCUUGAAUGUGUUUGGGAUACCAAUAUACGCUUGUAAUAUUAUUUUGACACGCAAAUAAAGCAUGUCCUCCCCUAAUUGGUCCAGCUACUGGUUUUUUAAUCUUUUUCUGACCCAUUUGUACCAUUGGUUUGUACUUCAUCUCAUGAGCUACCGUAAAAUUUUCUUCUCAAACUGAGGGCAUGCGAGAGAGGGAAUAUUUCAAGGGAUUUAUUUUUCUGCUUGUAGCACAUUUGACUACCGUAGAUUUAUAUAAAUAUUCUCUUGAUAUUAUCAACCAUAAAAAUUAUACUUCUCCAAAAUCUCUGUUGGUGCAUAAAUCAUGAAAAUCUAAGAAAGUUGCGUAAAUCUUUAACUGCAAAAAAUGACACCCAAUUUUUUUUGCAAUUUUGCAGCAGUGAAUCAAAUUUAACACUGCUAUCCUCUAUAAUUAGUAUACGUACGUAAAUGUAGUAUUAAUUAUUCAAUACUGAUAACCUUUCGAAAAACAGUGGCCUGAACUGGAGCCGAAGGGUUUCCAUAAUCCCCAUUUUUUCUGGGCCACUUCUAAUUCAAUUUAGAGUGGCUUUCUAAUUAGCUCUCGCUUUGAGUGUUCUAAGUUUGAAAAUCAGUUGGUGCCUUUCCCACUCAACUAUAUUAAACCAUUUGUUUCGUAAUUCAUUUAAUUACGAACCAUUUGCCAAACUUUCUUAGAUACACUCUCAGAAUGUAAAGAUGUGCGCUGUGCAGUCAAAAGGAUGCGUUAAACAACAGAUAACUUUCAUCGAACACAUCCAAUAAAGAAACUACCGUCGCGAUGUUAAAUUAAAAGUAAGUUGCUUGGAAAAGCGCCCCGCGUAGUCAGAAAAUACUGAAAAAUAGUCGAGAGAUUUUUUCUACCUGUUUUAUAUCAUUUCAAGCAAACUUAUGUCAAAAACCUAUGGUUUAGAGGUGUUAAUUUUUCCAAUUUCAUACUUUUAUUUUUUGCAUGAAACAGUGAAUCCUCGCCUACAAAAAGUGGCCAUCGCAUUCUGCCACCACAUGAUGAUUUUCAAUCAUACGUGAAGGAUAAAAAGUAUAAACAGA
Rhopilema esculentum is the source of this 2800-nucleotide messenger RNA. Its product is annotated as transcription elongation factor A N-terminal and central domain-containing protein 2. Gene Ontology annotation, biological process: DNA-templated transcription. The record is from RefSeq and is a predicted model, not a curated record. NCBI's taxonomy places the organism in Eukaryota, Metazoa, Cnidaria, Scyphozoa, Rhizostomeae, Rhizostomatidae. Gene Ontology annotation, cellular component: nucleus.